GGGUUGGGCAGGCGAAAGGGUUGAGCAGAAUCUGGACCUGGAUUUGGACUUGGGUUUCUGGGAGCUGUGGCCACUUCACUUCUCCGCUUAGGUCCUUUGCGUGCCACGGGAAAUCUGCAUCCAGGCCUCUGUGGGUGGACUGAAGUCAGCCACGGCUUAGUCCUUCACUUGGGGGAUUCCGUGGCGGCAUCCUGCAGCAUCUUUCUUGGCCAACGGGGCUAGGUCGGGAGAGAGAAGAAAAGUGUAGGGUGGUGCAGAGAAGGGGGUCAGCUCGGCAGCCUGCGCUCUCCACGCCCCACCCAGGAAGCGUCUGUGGAUGACUGCAAAGUUUCCCUUUUUUCACUUUCUCAUCGGUGUAAGCCCCACCGAAGUAAGCGCCGGAGAAGUUAAAGCAGAUUCUCCCGCCCCGUCCUCACCCCUUGUGAUUUCCUGUCUCAUCUCCCUGACUCCUGCUAGCCAUGGGCAGCCGAGACUACCUGUUCAAGGUGCUGGUGGUGGGAGACGCCGCGGUGGGCAAGACGUCUCUCGUCCAGAGGUACUCCCAGGACAGCUUCAGCAAACACUACAAGUCCACCGUGGGAGUGGACUUUGCUCUGAAGGUUGUCCAGUGGUCCGAUUCAGAAACGGUGCGGCUCCAGCUAUGGGAUAUUGCAGGCCAGGAGCGAUUCACCUCCAUGACUCGUCUGUACUAUCGGGAUGCUUCAGCCUGUGUCAUCAUGUUUGAUGUCACCAAUGCCACCACCUUCAGCAACAGCCAGAGAUGGAAGCAAGACUUGGAUUGUAAGCUCACGCUGCCCAGUGGGGAGCCUGUGCCCUGCCUGUUGUUAGCCAACAAGAGUGACCUAUCCCCAUGGGCAGUGACUAGGGACCAGAUUGACCGGUUCAGCAAAGAGAAUGGUUUCACUGGCUGGACUGAAACGUCAGUCAAGGAGAACAAAAACGUUAAUGAAGCUAUGAGAGUCCUUAUUGAACAGAUGAUGGCCAAUACCAGGGAAGGCAGCACAUCUCUGCCCGCACAAGGUGACUACAUCAACCUGCAAACAGUAUCCACACCUGGCUGGACCUGCUGUUAAUUGUGUGCAGCUUUCUCCUUAUCUUGAAUGGGGAAGGUCUGACCAUCUCUUUGUUUUCCUUCCCUAUCCACCCAGCUGCCUAAUUAAGAACUUAUGAUGAGUCUUCUACUGAGAAAACACCAGCCUUAUUACUUUAGAACAUUUUUUUCUGACCCAGCAGGCUGACACUUCAUUACUCAGACAAGACUUAUAAGUUCCUGUGUAUAUUUCUGCAUUGCUUGGAUAUCUGCUCUGAGUUACUCCCAUGGCACAGGCUGUAUGGCACAGGUAGUGGGUUCAAAGGAGGGUCCUUUAUGCCCCUUUUCAUAAGACUUGAUUGGAAUGUUAUUGGAGUAAGUGUAGAUGGAAGACAGCACACUUUUUCAUUAUGAACUACAACUGUUGUUCCGGCUGUCAUCCCAUGAAGGCAACAUCCUGACUUCAGACCAAGAGAACAAAGAUCAAGAUGUUUUCUUGCCAAACUGUUUUGUGGGUCACUACUUUUGAAGUUCUCUCUGUCCUGGACUUUGGAUUUAAGCGUCUAACUCUUGCCUGGCUGUCUGCAGACUUGAAACAACUCUAGAAGACCUUGUGUUGCAUUUGUGGUUUUAAAAAGGCUCUGAAAUCAGGAUGGGCUUUCUCUCUCCCUCUCCUUAACAGUGGUGGAACUUUUAAUCCAUCUGUCCUGUGUGAUGAGAGUAUCUCUCUUCCUAAAUAUAGACAUGGAGGAAAUGACUAGGAAGUUCUGGGGUCUUUUUACUCAUGAUACAAGAGCACAGUUUUAUAGACUGACUGGUUAAUGGGCAACCUGAUGUUCAUUCAACUCUGCAAAAGACAUUAGUUGACUAUGGUGUGCUUCUUGCAUAGAAAUGGGACUUUGAAGUCCCCUGAAUCUGAGAGAAGGAGGAAACAAGGGGAAAGGGAGAGCUGAGCAAAGCUGGCUUCUAAGGGGCUGCUUAGCUCAUGGUAUAGGGUUUAUAGCUAUAAAAAGGUUGUAUGGUCCCGGGGAUAAGAAGGUUUACUAUGUUUGUAACAUUAAGCACAAAAAUCCCGUGAUUCUGUUUCAGGUCAUAGUUCAUUUCUGGAUGGUUGAAUUUUUCCAUGGGAUUGAAGUUUAUGGAAAUGCUCUUCGGGGUCAGUUAUCCACCCAGGGCUAGAGCUGAGCCACAAAGGUGGAAGUGAUGAACACAGAGGUCAAGAACCAGGGAUAGAAAAGAAGCCAGAACCUUUCCAAGAGAAAUUUAAUCCAUGUAAUACAACUUUUAUACAAUCCCUAGAGGCUUUCAAAGAUUCCUUUUGUGUUCAAUACAUUUUGUCGACAAUUGUGGGGAUUCCUUUUGUACUAUUAUUCAAACAAGGUUUUUGGCUAUGGUAUUGUCAGGUAAACAUCAUGUAAUAGUCCCCUUUUGUGAAGGCGAAAUUUAUUUUAAUCUAGGCUAUUGUCCUGAAAAAUCACAAUCAAAUUAUAAAUAAAAGCCUUA
Messenger RNA from Vombatus ursinus (common wombat), 2533 nucleotides. It is a transcript of the gene RAB29, whose product is annotated as RAB29, member RAS oncogene family. Bases 459 to 1073 code for a protein of 204 amino acids. The record is from RefSeq and is a predicted model, not a curated record. Gene Ontology annotation, molecular function: GTP binding; GTPase activity. Gene Ontology annotation, cellular component: Golgi apparatus; trans-Golgi network; vesicle. NCBI's taxonomy places the organism in Eukaryota, Metazoa, Chordata, Mammalia, Diprotodontia, Vombatidae. Gene Ontology annotation, biological process: vesicle-mediated transport. The transcript has 5 exons.